Messenger RNA from Metarhizium album ARSEF 1941, 852 nucleotides. RefSeq lists its product as uncharacterized. Gene Ontology annotation, molecular function: transcription coregulator activity. Gene Ontology annotation, biological process: regulation of transcription by RNA polymerase II; termination of RNA polymerase II transcription. The coding region runs from base 1 to 852 and encodes 283 amino acids. Gene Ontology annotation, cellular component: mediator complex; core mediator complex. The transcript has 2 exons. The record is from RefSeq and is a predicted model, not a curated record. NCBI's taxonomy places the organism in Eukaryota, Fungi, Ascomycota, Sordariomycetes, Hypocreales, Clavicipitaceae.
AUGUACGAACUAUUUCUCACUGCAUUGAUUGAGGAGAAGGAUUUCAAUGCAGCAUGCUCUGUGCUAAGUGGCUUCUGUGCCAUGUCUCCCUGGGAGACUCUCAACAGGGUGCUCUACUUGCAAGGCCCCCCUAGACCCAGCGGUAUCACGAAUCAGUCAUCCAUUGAGAAGCCUCUACGAAAAGAUACGGCAUUGCUAUGGAAAGAGCUCCAUCAAAGCCUCAGCCGCCAGUCGUGUAUUCUUCAAGUUAGAUACGAGGUUGUAAAAGAUCGAGACCUGGGACCCUCCUCAGCACCAAUGGAUUUGGACGGCAUGCCUGGCGUAUUGCGAUGGGCAGACUUCCCAGACCCUCCCCAUGGAAGACCAUGGCUCAGUCAGAGAAAAAUGGUGGAAAUAUGGGAGCAGAAGAAGCUUCUACCAAUUAUGCGGGAUAACAAUUAUAGAUUCAAAACCGAAAUCCUCGAAGAAAACUACAGGUUCUUUCGAGAAGAAGUAGAGUUUUGUCUUAGUAGGCAGUAUUUCCUGAGACCGCUUGGCGACUACGCGCCGUUGGAGUCUAGAGGUGGCCAGCAACCGAGCCCGAGCCCCAUUACAUCACUACCAGCCUGGGAUGAUGUAACCCCAGUCGACAUGCAAAAUCGCUGGAUUCUCCUCGUCAAAUCUCACGUUGUUCAAGACAACAAGCCAGACGACAUCAGAAUAGCCCAAGACCAAUUACUGUCCAUUCGGGGAGAGUUAGAGGGGGCAUUUGACUUUAAGACAUUUGAUCGCAAGGUUCAUGAUACGCGGAUAGCUCAACAGCAACAAGGGAUUCAAGCCUUGCCCCAGAAAGUUAUUCUAGGCAAGACUUGA